This is a messenger RNA of Talaromyces proteolyticus, 1677 nucleotides long. RefSeq names its product nitrogen permease regulator Npr2. Gene Ontology annotation, biological process: negative regulation of TORC1 signaling; positive regulation of autophagy. Gene Ontology annotation, cellular component: GATOR1 complex; vacuolar membrane. The record is from RefSeq and is a predicted model, not a curated record. The transcript has 4 exons. Gene Ontology annotation, molecular function: GTPase activator activity. NCBI's taxonomy places the organism in Eukaryota, Fungi, Ascomycota, Eurotiomycetes, Eurotiales, Trichocomaceae. The coding region runs from base 1 to 1677 and encodes 558 amino acids.
AUGAUAAAGGCUAUCUUCUAUAGUAAAUUCGAUACCCAGGAAGGACCCAAGGUUGUCCACCAGGUUCCUGACGGCGCAAUCGUCCCGUCAGCAGCGGCGGCCGCACAGCAGACCCCGCUCUUCACUUUCUCCGACAUAUCCUUCUUCGUCAUUCCGCGUCAAGAGUUGUGCGGAAACCUCCUGCAAGUAUGCAUUGGUGGCUAUCGGAUUCUGGGUUACCCUAUCUGUAUGAAGUCUCCUCGAUACGACCGCAAUGAAUUCAUCUUCAAUUUCUGCCUCGUUGUCGCUGAGGAUGAAGACUUUAGCAAAUAUACAAGUAUUAUCCAAAAACUCGCAGACUUAAUGCAUGGCCUGGAAGAGCAAAGCGGAUUUUUGAGCCGUGACCAUUCGAAGAGUGGUGAGGGUAAGCUGUAUAGUCUGUGUGAGACUUUGAUGGAAGACCUCAACAAUUAUAGCGAGUGUAUGAUUCCAAUAGAUGAGCUGAACACUCUCAAUUUCAAACUUUUCCCCGUCUACCCAGCGCCUCCCCACGUGAAAGCAUGGGAAGUGCCUCUUUUCACUGUUCGUUUUGAGACUUUUAUGGAUGAGAAUUGGGAUCUCACACUUCAAAGGAUUAUCCCAUAUAUCAAUGGAGUAAAUAGCGUUCGCAUUAUUUCCAUUCUUGCAGAUGUUGAGAUGCGUCUCGCCUACAAGGCGAUCCGGCAUUUACUAUACUACGGAUGUGUUUUCCUUCUCGAUAUCUUCUCAUUCGCAGCAAUAUAUGCACCUACAGCCCAAUUCAGCUCUACUAUUGCUUGCGAUGAAGGCAUGCAGCAAGAAUGUGCACGAUACAUCAAUACGCGAUUUGCACCUGCGCAUCCCAAACUGGCUCCAGCACCGCCGCCACCACCGGGGACUUCCUCACAUUCCCGUGCCGAGUUGAGUAACUCUCACGGUGGGGGAUUCUUACUCGAUACCGACGACAUUUGGCCAGUUAUCAGGGACGCUGAUAAUACUACUGAUGAACCCGACCAGCCGAGACGAAAGUGCCUAGAUGGUGUCGGCAUUGUCGAGCUAUACGCCAGUCUUAAACAAGGCCAGAGCGUCAAGCAAUGGUACAGCCUUCACUCACGACAGCUAGCCAACGUCGAUGUCCGCCGCUUUAUCACUUUUGGUAUCAUCAAAGGCUUUUUGUACCGCGUCCACAAAUAUCCUUAUGGCCCGCGUCCUGAAGCAUUCAAAUCUUUGAACCCAAAGAUGUCAACAGCGUCUACGGCGUCCAUUAAAUGGGCUCUUGCUCCCUCAACAUCAAGCUCAGUAGGCACCGGUGAUACAGAUGGUCCUCCGAGUAAAGAGAACUCUAUCAGAUUAGACCAAAGCGACCUUGUCCAACAAAUACCACCACAACCACAACUACAGUCAGGCGACGAAGCCCUCGAUGACCAAGGUGGCAUAUCGACAUCAUUUCGCAGCAACGGUAACAGCAACAUUAUUCCAACCCGGCCUGAAUCCACUGCAGCAACCUCAUAUGAAGAGGAAGAAGAUGUAGAAAACGAGAGAAUAGAUAAAUUGCUCGAAAAGUACUUGGAUGGACAGCAUUGUUUUGAUGAGAUUUGUACCGAGUUGGAACUCAGUGAGCACGACUUGACGGCACGCUUGAAAAGGGUUCCCUGGUCUGUACAUAUUAUACAUCGGUAG